CCCACUAAAAUUUUUCCCCCACCCUUAAUUGUGGGUUUGUGUUUUCUCUCUGCAAGAACCACCUCAGUUAACAUAUAAACACCCUCCUCUCUCGCUCAACAGCUAAUAAUUUCCGCCCCUUUCUCUGUACCUACAAAUCAAGAAAGAGAGUGAUUAAGCCGCAACAAUGGGCAGCAUCGAAGAGAGAAAACGUAAAGAAGAGGAGAGAAAGAUCCCGCUUUUUACAGUGCUAAAGAACGGCGCGAUUCUGAAGAAUAUUUUUGUCAUCAACAAACAACUGUCACCAUCACCGGAGCUUAAUUCGAUCGCAGGCAUUGAAAAUUUGGAGAACCCAGAUGGAGAAAAUGAGGAGAUAUUGAUUGUUGGUCGACACCCAGAUUGCAGUAUUGUGUUAAUGCACCCUAGCAUCAGUAGAUUCCACCUUCAAAUUAAUUCAGUACCCUCUGAACAGAAGCUCUUUGUCACUGAUUUAUCAUCUGUCCAUGGGACAUGGGUUUCAGAGAAAAAGAUCGAGCCAGGCCUUCGAGUAGAGCUGAAUGAAGGUGGUACGUUAAGGGUUGGUGGCUCAACCAGAGUCUACAGGCUGCAUUGGGUUCCUUUGAGCCGUGCGUACGACCUGGAAAACCCCUUCGUAUCAGAAGAAGAUUUGGCAAUCACUGAAGAGAAAGAAGAGGAAAAUAUAGAAAAUCUAUCUCAGGAUGAAGAUUUAGAAAAUAAAAAUGCUGAAGAGAAAGACUCAUUGAUAAUGGUAGGAACAGCAGAAGAAACAUAUCAGGACAUGAAUUCUAUGUCCAGUGAAAAUGGAGAAAUUCAAUCAACGGAUUCAAAUUUGGAAUGCAUUGUCUCAUUAUUUCCUGAUGAGAAUUGUGGGUUGAUUGUGGAGAAAGCCAUCCCAUCAUCACCAUCAAUGCCUGAAGACAUGAAUUCUUGCUUUUACAAGGAGAAGGAAGAACUAGAAGGAAAAUCUGGAAGUGAUCAUGAAUUGAGCCCUAACAUUGUUGAGGGAGUUAUUUUUCAGACCUCGAGUCUGCAAUUUUACGAAUGCAAUCAAAGCCCAGAAUAUCAUUCUGCUAAAGAAGCAAUACUAGAGGAAUAUGAAUACUCGGACAUUUCCGAGACAAGAUUAGAGCCGGAGCUCAAUGUUGAAUUGGACAAAGAUGCUUCAUCAUCUGUUGCAGAAUCAGACAUUUCCAAGACAAGAUUACAGCCAGAAUCCAAUGUUGAAUUAAACAAAGAUUCUUCAUUAUCUGUUGCAGAAGUAGAAUCCAAUUCAGCCUCAGAAAUACCAAAAGAAAUUGAAAAUCAAACUCUGUUGAGGAAAGGCGACGAGCAAGGGGAAAAUACUCCUAAAGCAUUUGAGAACAAGACCUUCACAAUAGGAGAUCUCUCAGAGCACAACAAUGAACAAUUCAACAAAGAAAAUCUGACUCCAGAACCUUCAGUUGCUCUGCGACAGCUUCUUGAAGAACAAAUUAGAGAAAAUUCUACUGAAAACCUAAUACUGAAUAUGCUGGUGAGCCCACAAAAUUAUGAUCCUGCAGCCGCUGAAAUACGUGAAGAAAUGGAAAACCAAAGUCCUUCUAGGAAAGACGAUGUACAAAAUGAGUUCAGUAGUACCUGCCACUGUGUACCACCCCUUGCAACAGAAUCUGUAAAUUCAUCUUUACCUCUUGCUGUUCUCCCUGAGAUUGUAGAUAGUAGGGAAAGUCAGACCCCACAAUCUAACUUCCCUGCAGUUGAGAACACAGAGAAGUUAAGGAGCCCCCCAAUCAGAUCAGAAAAAAAAUCAAGCUCCUGCAGCAUUUGGUCAAGAAGGGGCAAACCUGCUACUCCUCUUCAGCUUCAAACAAGUAAGAGCAGGGCAAGAACCAAAAGGAUUGAUGCUGAUAUUGGAUGGGAGAAUCAGGAGGAUGUUGAAAAUAAAUCUAUUACAAGGGCUCUUUUCUCGGGUUCAGAAGCUAUGGACGAAGAAAUCUUUACUCCAGACAAGGAGAAUCACACCCCAAAUACCUUUGUAAUGAAGGCCUUGAAAAUGAAGGGCACAUUACAGGAUACUCAACUAUCCAAGUUGUGCAGAUCUUCCUCUUCUAAGUUUACUUUUAGUCCCAACAUUGUACCAGAAGAUAUGAUUGCCUCUUCAGACAAAGAGAACCAGACACCUCAAGUUCUCCGACAAAGGAAAUCAGCUAAGCCUACCUUAAGGAAGCAAGUGAAGUUGGAAGAAGAGUCGGUGCUGAAGGAAAGAAGAGCAGAGAGGAUUCCAUUACAAUCUUUAUUUGCAAAUUCCCCUGGGAAGAGCAUAUCUGAAGCUUCAGUCCUUGGUGCUGCUGCAAGAAGCAGCAAUUCUAUUAGCUGUACUCAAAAGGUUAAAAAUUCUACUUCUAUUAACUCUGUUGGAGAUGGAGAGAGGAGAUGGACCAUGAUAGCAGAUACCACAUCUCUUCUAGACAAGGAGUCCAGGAAGUCACUACAGCUUUUGCAAGGUCUUAAGGGGACUCAUUUAGUCAUUCCAAGAAUGGUGAUAACAGAGCUGGAUUCUUUGAAGAGGCGUGGUAGCCUGUUCAGGAGAACAACUGAGGCAUCGUUGGCGUUAAAAUGGAUAGAAGAGUGUAUGGUGAAAACAAAGUGGUGGAUUCAAGUACAGAGCUCAAUUGAGGAUCAAAGACUAAUAGCACCAACCCCAACUGCAUUUCCUGUGUCCCCAUCUGGGACAACAAGCUCAGUAUCAUUUUUGGCUUAUGGAAGUUUAAUGGAAAUCGUUUCACCAACUGCAGAAGACCAUAUUCUAGAUUGUGCUCUUUCCUAUAGGAAAAUGAACGUUGAUGGACAACUCGUCUUUCUUAGUAACGAUGUCACACUGAAGAUCAAAGCCAAGGCAGAGGGUUUGAUAUGUGAGACAGCUGAGGAGUUCCGAGACAGUCUGACGAACCCCUUCUCUGAGAGGUUCUUGUGGGCAGAUAGCUCUCCUAGAGGACAGACUUGGACCGUCUUGGAUGAUGUAGUGUUGAAGGAAAAGUAUUACAGGAGUCCCUCAAAGAAAUCAUCAUCAAAGGGAGAAGGUGCAAAGGGUUUGAAGCUCAUUCUGCUUUACAAUUCACAGUAUGGGCAGCAAAUGGGUAAUACUGUUCCUUGAUGAAAUAUCAUGUGCACAGCUGCUUAUUUGUUCAAAUGGCUGUACUUGUUUUUGAAAUUCUGAAAAGGAAACAGAAUCCAAGUAUUCCAUUUUUCUUUCAAUAGAAAUAGAAAAAGGCAAAUAUGGUAGUGAAGUAUAGUUAAGCAACCAUUCUUUUGGAGGCUAAUGAAAGCAUGUACAUAUAUGAGCACUGACUUUUCGGCAAGCAGUGAAUGAAAAGUACUCAUGUUCACAUGAUUUUCUUCUCUUCUCUAUAUUUCUUCUUGCUUGUAUCUCCACAAUCUGACAGGGUACUAGCAUAGAAAAAGCUUAACUGUCAGGAAAUUUGGAAUGAAAAUAAUGUCAGAGCUUUACUGAA
Molecule: messenger RNA, 3491 nt
Organism: Manihot esculenta (cassava)
Lineage: Eukaryota; Viridiplantae; Streptophyta; Magnoliopsida; Malpighiales; Euphorbiaceae
Product: FHA domain-containing protein PS1
Exons: 7
Coding region: 167-3133 (988 amino acids)
Cellular component (GO): nuclear membrane
Molecular function (GO): protein binding
Source: RefSeq, a predicted model, not a curated record